GUCAGUAGCGUCGCGAGCGCCGCCGAGAGGAGCCGCUGCUGCCGCUCCCUCAGUGUUCGGUAUGCCGGCCCCGGGAGGAGCUGCCCGCGCCGUCCUGUCCGCUUAGCGGGCUGGGCGGAGACCAGAUACUGACGAACCCGAGCCUUGCUCGGCUGCACCGUCCUUCCUGCGCGCAUGCGGGGGCGGCACCGGCCCGGACUUGGAGCCGCUGCCCCCGCCGGACUAAAAAAAGAGCUCGGCCGAGAAGCGGCUCCCGCUCCCACGUAUCUGCGGUGGAGGGUCCAGAGUGGGCCCUGCUUCAGGUUGAAGGCGAUAGCGACGGCUCUGCGGGCCAGAAGGCAUGUGGGUGAAAUCGACCUGCCAGUCCUGUCCGGGGAUGGUUCCUCUCAUCUGGUGGAGGGCCAUCCGGAUCUUCAGAGCACCUUGAGACGAGAUGCGAUGACAAGUAGUGCAGCCUUGGUGUACCUCAUCUGUGGCCUUGCAGAAACCAUAAGGGGCAAAUACGGGGGAGAGAAACCGGACCCAGGAGUCUGGGCUGAAACUUUGGGAUGACUUGGAGCCCAAUCCACCAGGAGGAAAAUGCUUCCCGUGUGGGGUCCUGACACCUGCAGAGGGGGCUUUGCCAUGAUUUCUUCUGGAUGUUUCUGCAAGGAAUUCAGGAUUGUUUCUGUAGAGAAAUCCCGAUUCAGCAUCAUAUUCACAGUCAUAAAAUUCAUAUCAAGAAAUGGGACCAGCCAGUCUUCCCUGCAACCUGAGGCAAAGAGAAAAAAGUCACACCCUAGAGAGAGAAAUCAGAAGUCAACAAGCUGUUCUGAAGCAUCAGGAUGAUCCUUGCCGACAUGGUAACUCGCCUCAGCGAAGAGUUGAGGAAAGGAAAAACAGAGAAAAACACUUAUGACUUGUCCAAACUACCAACUUGUGGUUCCGUUAAGACACCGAAAAGAGAGGAGGCUGAGAUGAUCCUCACUGAUAUGCAUACUCGCCUCAGCGAAGCGUUGAGAAAAAAGAAAACAGAGGAAAACACUUGUGACUGGGCCAAACUACCAACUUUUAGUUCCGUUAAGACAACGAAACGAGAACACUCUAAGGACCUGACUCUUUGCGGUAAGAACCUUAAUGAAAUAGAAACUCAUCUCAGCAAAGAGCAGAGAAAAAGAAAAAGGGAGGAAAACACUUCUGGUAACUCGUCAGAACCAAGUUUUACUUGUGUUAAGAAAGCAAAACGAGAUGACUGUAAGGACCUGUGCAGUAUGAUCCUUACUGAAAUAGAAAAUCAUGAGGAUGCAUGGCCUUUUCGUCUUCCUGUAAACUUGAACUUUGUUCCUGGUUAUACCAAAGUUAUUAAGAAGCCUAUGGAUUUUUCCACAAUUAGAGAGAAAUUAAUUAGUGGACAGUAUCCAAACCUGGAAGCCUUUGCUGUCGAUGUCAGGCUUGUUUUUGACAACUGUGAAGCAUUUAAUCAAGACGAUUCUGAUACAGGCAGAGCAGGCCACAGUAUGAGGAAGUAUUUUGAGAAAAAGUGGACAGAUACUCUCAAAGUGAGCCAAAGCUACAAUAAUCUCUUUUUUCCUUUUCAAUAAGGGCGAAUAAGACCAGCAAUGUCAACUAUAUUUUACAUAAAUGUGCAAGGCACACACAUAAUGACUUUUUAUCUUAGUAAAAGUAUCACACACAAAAACAGUAUCAGAAGAAUGAUACCAUUUUUAAAGGCUUCACUCCUACAACAACCAAGGCCCUUGGUUAUUGGUUUGUGUGAUUUAUCAGCUAAUUUAGGUAGAACAGGGAAGCACACCCAAAGAAUUUUCAAAGGUAAGGGUGUUACAGAGUAACAGCAAUUAAAAUAUAUCAAAUCGCACUGAAUAUUCAACACCAGAGCUUUAAUGUGGGAGAUGGUUCUCCUUUCCCUCUCAAUAAAUAUCUACUUUUCCUUUUU
Molecule: messenger RNA, 1933 nt
Organism: Manis pentadactyla (Chinese pangolin)
Lineage: Eukaryota; Metazoa; Chordata; Mammalia; Pholidota; Manidae
Product: bromodomain adjacent to zinc finger domain protein 2B-like
Exons: 10
Coding region: 825-1580 (251 amino acids)
Molecular function (GO): protein binding
Source: RefSeq, a predicted model, not a curated record